This is a messenger RNA of Durotheca rogersii, 2884 nucleotides long. Its product is annotated as chloride channel. The coding region runs from base 136 to 2868 and encodes 910 amino acids. The transcript has 4 exons. The record is from RefSeq and is a predicted model, not a curated record. NCBI's taxonomy places the organism in Eukaryota, Fungi, Ascomycota, Sordariomycetes, Xylariales, Xylariaceae. Gene Ontology annotation, cellular component: membrane; early endosome; Golgi apparatus. Gene Ontology annotation, molecular function: voltage-gated chloride channel activity. Gene Ontology annotation, biological process: transmembrane transport; chloride transport.
CCAUUGCAAACCCGCAACGUCAUGUCCGUCCCCGAAACCUAUCUAGCUUCCACCGUUAUUGGAGAGAAUCGAAAGAAUCGAGUGGAGCAACACCUCCCGUUGGAAUAUGGCAGGUUGCAUGACUAGGCCUCCGAGAUGGCGACGAGCAGUAGGAAUUUGAUGAACACCCACGACGGGGAGGGCUCGUCGUCUUCCUCGCGAUCGCCCCACGAAUCGAACGCCCCGAGCCGCGACCGAAGAGACGAGAUCGACGAUCUGUUCGAUAUCAAUGAUGACGACAUUCUAGACGACGAUCCCCUAGCCGAGGAACUGGCCGAGCCAGUUAGCUUCAAGAGGAAGCAGAAGCAGUCCGUCCUCUCACAGUCCAGUCGGUUCCUCUCCUCUCUGACCGGCAACCGCCUGGGUUCUACUUCGCCGCGCUCGCCACGUUCUGAGGCCGAGAUGCCCCCCGGACGACAGGGCUCCGGCUCGGAUCGGGUCGAGGGUGCCUCUGCCACGCUGGCCGGCCAUAAGGAGGGCGCGCCGCUGGACUGGUAUGUCGAAGGGCCCGGCCGGCGAGUAGGAUACGAGGACCUGACGGCUAUCGACUGGAUUUUCGAGUACACGAAAGAGCGACAACGUCUACGGGUCUUGUAUUCGAGCGCGACAGGCAUAAUCGGAUACAUACAACAGCUCCUCGACUCCAGCCAGGCAUGGGUCGUCCUCGUCUUGACGGGUGUCGCCGUGGGAGCGCUGGCAGCCAGUAUAGAUGUUGCCUCGGACUGGCUGGGGGAUAUCAAGGCGGGAUACUGCUCCUCGGGGCCGGAGGGAGGCGCGUUCUAUCUCAACAAGCAGUUCUGCUGCUACGGUUACGACCAAGGUGAUAAAUGUUUGGGGUGGAAGCCGUGGGCCGCGGCUCUGGGGAUAGGAUCUGUGGGUGGGAAAUGGGCUAUAGAAUACUUGUUUUAUCUGUUGUUCUCUGUAACAUUUGCGCUCUGCGCCGGAUUUUUGGUCAAGGAGUACGCGAUAUAUGCUAGGCACAGUGGUAUACCCGAGGUGAAGACGAUGUUGGGGGGGUUCGUGAUCCGGCGUUUCCUGGGUCCCUGGACGCUAGUCACAAAGUCGCUAGGAUUGUGCUUCGCUGUCGCAUCGGGCAUGUGGCUAGGCAAGGAAGGCCCCUUGGUACAUGUUGCCUGUUGUUGCUCCAGCAUUUUCAUCAAACUGUUCCCCAAUAUAAAUAAUAAUGAAGCACGGAAACGAGAGGUUUUGUCCGCGGCGGCAGCGUCAGGAAUCUCCGUCGCGUUUGGAUCGCCUAUAGGAGGCGUCUUGUUUAGUCUCGAGCAGCUCUCCUACUAUUUCGCCGACAAGACGAUGUGGCAGAGCUUCGUCUGCGCCAUGACCGCCGCGGUCGUGUUGCAAGCCUUCGAUCCGUUCCGAUCCGGCAAGCUCGUGCUGUUCCAGGUCAAGUUCAGCACCGGCUGGCACGACUUUGAAGUUAUCCCUUUCGCACUUCUCGGUAUUCUUGGCGGCCUCUACGGAGGUCUCUUCAUCAAAGCCAACAUGCGUGUGGCUCAAUGGAGGAAAUCUAACGCGUGGCUCCCAGGGGCUUUGACUCAGGUCGGCAUUGUGGCACUCUUGUCGGCCCUUAUAAACUACCCUAAUUUCUAUAUGCGAGCGCAGACUUCAGAGAUCGUGUCUUCGCUGUUCUCCGACUGCGCCCUCGUCCUCGACGACCCGUUUGGCCUCUGCAAGACAGGUGUGGCCACUGCCGGCACCGUUAUCCUGCUGUUAUUUGCCGCCGUGCUUGGUUUUUUCCUAGCGGCCGUUACCUUCGGCCUGCAGAUCCCGGCAGGUAUCAUAUUGCCCUCUAUGGCUAUCGGUGCCCUCUCUGGCCGGGCGGUGGGCAUCGCCAUGGAGAUCUGGCAGCGGAAUUAUCCGAAUUUUAUCAUGUUUAGUACCUGCGAGCCCAACAGUCCGUGUGUGACGCCGGGCGUGUAUGCCAUGAUUGGUGCAGCGGCCACGCUCGCGGGCGUCACGCGCAUGACGGUCUCUAUCGUAGUCAUCAUGUUCGAGUUGACCGGUGCGCUGACCUACGUGCUUCCUAUCAUGGUGGCCGUGAUGCUCUCGAAGUGGGUUGGGGAUGCCUUCUCGCGGCGGGGGAUCUACGACAGCUGGAUCCAUUUCAACGAAUAUCCGUUCCUAGACUCGGGCGACGACGGCGGCGGGGCGCAGAAUGUGCCCGACAUACCUGCGUCGCAGAUCAUGACACGCAUUGAGGACCUGGUGGUGCUGACGGCGACGGGCCAUACGAUCGCCAGCCUGCGCGGCGUGCUCGAGAGCUGCGAUUACCGCGGGUUCCCCGUUGUCAGCGACCCGCGCGACGCGAUCCUGCUCGGCUAUAUCAGCCGGGCGGAGCUCGCGUACAACCUGGCGGCGGGGUCGAAGCCGCCGCGCAACCUGCCUCCGGAGACGGAGACCUUCUUCUCGCACCAACCGCUGGCGGACCCCCGAGCGACGCUGGACCUGCGGCCGUGGAUGGACCAGACACCGCUGACGCUGCCGAGCCGCAGCAGCCUACACCUCGCGCUGUCGUACUUCCAGAAGCUAGGCGUGCGCUACGUGCUCUUCAGCGACCGCGGCGUCCUACAGGGGCUCCUGACUAAGAAGGACUGCUGGUACGUGCUCAACGGCGUCUCGUCGCCGCGCGUGCUGGGGGCCGCGAGAGGGGCGGGCGGCAGCGGCGGCGCCAGUGGCAGUGCGCGCGACGACGAAGAAGGCGACGACAGCGAUGUGGCCGGCGAGCGCGGGGGCCUGCUAGCGGACGACGACGACGACUUCUCGAUGGGGCAGAGGACGCCGCUGGGCGAGCGGAGCGGCGGGAUGCUGUAGAGGGAGGGUCUCCAUC